UAGCCUUUGCUCCCGUUUUUUGCCUCUCUCUCUCUCUCUCUAUUUCUUCGUCGCUGUCCACCUCGAUCUUCGUUAGGGUUUUACAGGGGUUUGGACGCUUUGAUAAUUCAAAAAAACCCUUAUUAUAACCUCAUUAAUUCAUCAUUUUUAGUCCUUCUAAUGGUAAAUUUCAUGGGAUUUCUGUUCUAGGGUUUAUAAGUUAAGAGGAUGAUUCUGCUAUUGUUAUCGUCUGAGUUCCAGCUGUAAUCGAUUAUUGGCGGAUUGGACGGAAAAUCUCUGUUAAACACUGGUGUGUAAUCUUUGAUGUGCGCGCUGUGUUGCUGUCGGAAUUCUUAGCUGGAAUCUAAGUUCUUUGGGUUGAAUAAUGCGGUUCUGGGUGACAACCUGAUGAAAGAAAAUGGAGUUUCUUGCUAGCCUUCUUCCGGUGAAAUGAUAUGAGGUUUUGAAUAUGAGUGAUGGAGGUGGGGAGAGUGGAAGAGAGAACAAAGACAACGACGCCAAGAGGAGAUCAGUUGGAGGCGACGAUUUUGGCCGGGCUAUUGCCAAGAUUGCUGUUGCGCAAAUAUUGGAGAACGCAGGCUUUCAGAGCUUCCAACAGUCUGCUCUUGAAGCUCUCUCUGACAUCACCAUUCGUUACCUUCGUGACUUGGGCAAGACUGCUCAUUUUUACUCCAAUUUAGCUGGUAGAGCGCAUUGUAACGUCUUCGAUAUCAUUCAGGGGCUUGAAGAUUUGGGAACCUCACAAGGUUUUUCCGGUGCAUCAGAUGUCAAUCGUUGCCUUGCAGGUUCGGGCAUAGUUCAAGAUAUUACGCAGUAUGUGAGCUUGGCGGAGGAGAUUCCAUUUGCGCGACCUGUUCCACAUUUCCCCGUCAUCAGAAACAGGAGACCGUCCCCAACUUUUCUGCAAAUCGAAGAGACACCGCCUGGCAAGCACAUUCCCUCUUGGUUACCUGCAUUCCCCGAUCCCCACACGUAUGUUCACACUCCUGUGUGGAAUGAGAGGGCAACGGAUGCUCGUUCAGAUAAAAUUGAACAGGCGAGGCAGCGAAGGAAAGCGGAACGGUCUCUGCUGAGUUUACAGCAGCGAUUGGCUUUCAAUGGUUCGGCGGCCUCUGCCGCAGUGGAUCCUGCAGAUGCGGGGAGGCUGAAACGAGCUGCGGAGAGUAACCCAUUUCUUGCUCCACCUCUGCAGUUUGGCGAGAAAGAUGUGUCUCCUGUUGCUCCCCCCGCACAGCUUUCUAACGAAGUGGUUUCAGAGAAAAGAGUUUCGGUGUUGGAUACUUUUGCUCCUGCUAUUGAAGCUGCAAAGAGUGGGUUUUGUGAUUCUGCAGAUGGUGAAAGCAAGGACCUCCCUAACAAGAGACCCAGUGUGCAUUUCAAGCUUGGGAUUGGGAAGAAAUUUUUAGCUGCACCUCUUGAUUUGGAUCUUCAUAGUAAGAGUGUGGGGAAAACAGCUCCAUGGUUUGGGAGGGACGAUGAGAAGGACGACAAGAAGAGGAGAGCGGAGCAAAUUCUGAAGGAAUCCAUGGAAAACCCACAAGAACUUGCUCAGUUGUAAAUUAGUUCAUUGACUAGAUUGCUUGAUCGGGAUCUGUAUACGUAUUCAAGAGUUCUGCAGCAAAAGCAGUGGUGGGUUGUGGGGUAAUUAAAGUCAAAGGGCAUCUUGUUGUUGUGCUAUGGUUGGUGGGAUGGACAGUUGGGAGUAUCCCUUGGUUCUACCUUAACAAGUUUGAGGUAUGUCAACGUCUGUUCCCAUCAUACAGUGGCCCUUGUGUUCAAUCAAUUUUUUCCAGUGAAAAUAUUUCUUCUUCUUCUUCUUCCA
Messenger RNA from Macadamia integrifolia, 1822 nucleotides. Its product is annotated as transcription initiation factor TFIID subunit 8-like. NCBI's taxonomy places the organism in Eukaryota, Viridiplantae, Streptophyta, Magnoliopsida, Proteales, Proteaceae. Gene Ontology annotation, molecular function: protein heterodimerization activity. Gene Ontology annotation, cellular component: transcription factor TFIID complex. The transcript is spliced from 2 exons. The coding region runs from base 449 to 1558 and encodes 369 amino acids. The record is from RefSeq and is a predicted model, not a curated record.